UUUUGGUAUAGUAGUAGAAAUAAUUUAACAAAGAUAAUGUCAAAACAUGUUAUUUGUUGAUUAAACUAGUCACUAAAAUUAGAAAUUUAUUUUUAAAACUUCCUCCUUUGAAAACCAUUCUAAAACUGGUUUUAGGGAAAGUAUAUGGAGGGACGAAUGUGGCCUAGUCUCAUUUUGCAAGGUUUAAAUGCUCACUCAUUGUAUUGAUCAGAAAAGUUAAUAAAGGGUAUUGUUACACACUUGACUUUUACCCAUUGUUCUCUUCACUUUUCAACCGAUAGAGACCCAGUUGUGAUAAAAUAUGUCAAAUAUUUUACAGUGUCAAUGUGUUUUGUUACAUUUGAAUAUUUAUUAGUUGUUUUAAGUUCAAGGCUUUUUUUGUUAAGAAGUUUACUAAAGUGGUUUUCCCUAGCCAAGUGAUGUUAUUAGCGACGGAAGAUUGUGACUUUUAUUCCAAACGUGUGAGAGUAUUUUUAUUAAAUAUGGAUUCAACAUGGGACACAUAAAUCUUUCCGCAGAAGGAAAAUGGACGUUGCCACACUUGAAAAUGCUUUGGAUGAGAAGUCAAAAAACUUCUGGUGGAUAUUGUCGUUGUUUUUGCUUACAAGCUCACCAGGGAUUUUAAACUCGAUGCAUAUAACGUCUUAUGUUUUCCUAGCUGAUAAUCCAGUUGUAUGGUGUCAUGUGCCUGAACUCACCAACUCAAACUGGACAAGCGAGCAGAUUCGAAAUAUUAGUUCACUUGAUACUACCAAAGAAGAAAAUUGCUACAUGUAUGAUUGGAAUUAUACAUUAUUCAGUGCAAUUGGCUAUGAAGAGAGUCUAAAUUUUAUUUCUGGUCAGAAAAAUAGACCGGACAAAAUAAAGUGUACAAGCUAUGAUUACAAUGAGACGAUUUCCUCAGUCGUCAGUGAGUGGGAUCUCGUUUGUGAUGCUACCCCUUUAAAAUCUCUUGUACAAGUAGCAGUUGCAGUCGGAAAAUUUGUUGGUGCUUUCUGUUUUGGAAUGGUUGCCGAUAAAUUUGGCCGAAAAAAAGUUUUUCUGUUUUGUUGCAUACUUUACAUGAUAGCUGGGCCCAUAGCUGCAAUUGCAUCUACAUAUGCACUUCUCUUAUUAAUGAGGGUACUUAUAGGCAUUGCUGGUUCUGGCGUUUAUGAGGCUGGCUAUACUAUCUUGAGUGAAAUGACAGUAAAGAAAUACAGAACAAAUCUUGGAUGUUUAUACAACAUUUCAUAUUCGAUUGGGCUAAUUUUUCUACCAAUAUUCGCCUACUACAGUUCCGACUGGAGACGACUCCAACUGCUUUUAUCCGCCCCUUCUGCUUUCCUUUUGAUCCAUUGCUGGUGCCUGCCCGAAUCUCCUAGAUGGUUGAUGACACAGGGACGCAAUAAAGAAGCUUGGAAAUUAAUCAAAGGCCCAUAUUCUGAACAGCGACCCAUAACUGAUGCCAAUAUACAGUCUGACACAGAUAAUGUUCAGGAAGCAAAACAUCCUUGGUACAAAAAAAUAUUCUUCGUCCUUCAAAAACUGUUUAAGCUGUUUUCCACAAAAGAGCUAAGAAGAAGAAUUAUAAUAUGCUAUUUUUGCUGGCUAGUAGCAUCAAUGUCUUAUUUUACAAUUGCCUUGAAUGCUCAUAAUUUUACGGCAAAUAAAUAUAUUUAUGUCGCCCUGAAUGGUGUGGCGGAAGCUCCAGGGUACAUUCUUCCAUUAAUUAUUUUAGGUUUUAUUGGACGAAAGCUAACUGGUGUUUUGCUUUUUCUAAUAGCUGGAAUCAGCUUGCUGAUUAUACUAGUGAUUCCUUCAGGAAUCCCAAUAAUGAUUGUAGCUCUAAUAGGCCGAUUAUGCAUGUCGGCCGUUUUUGCUGUGAUAAUUUUACACACAUCUGAAUUGUUUCCUACAUCAAACAGAAACACUGCCAUUGGGACAAGUUUAACGAUGGCCCAAGUGGGCACGAUAAUCGCCCCAUUCGUUGUAGACAUCGGGGGCGCUCAAGCGUGGUGGAUACCAAGCACAUUUUGUGGAGUGAUGAGUAUCAUAGCAGGCCUUCUGAUCCUACUCCUGCCUGAAACGAGAAACAAACCCAUGCUCGACACAAUACAAGAAGUCGACCAAUCCAAUAGAUACAAAAAUGUCAGUUUCAAAAACUGUUUUUCAUUUAGUUAAAAACCAAACCAAAAAACACAGGAGAAACCAAAAAAAAAACAGACUUAUCUAUUAUGAAAGAAUUAAAACCAAGUAGUGUUAGUUUUGUUUUUUAGAUUUUUGUAUCUGAAAGGAUGAGCUUGAAGAAAAAAAGGAAUAUAUUUUUAUGUAUAUGUAUUUUCUGGUCAAACAAAUUGAAAUGUAUAUUUAUUUUAAAGGCUUACUUUGAAAGCAUAAUGGUUUAUAUUUGAUUAAAAAUAUAGAAUUAUUUUUGUAUUUCUAUGUAUGUCAUUUCCCAAGUUUAAAUGAUUAAUGUUUUACUUUAUUAGUUAAAACCAAACUAUUUUGAAAAAUGUUACUAUGAUAAAUACAUUGUUUUAGGGAUUUGAAUGCUAUUUUUUCUGAAGGCGCAUUAUUUGACAAUGAAAUAUCACAAUUGUUACAUUAAUUUGUUGCUGGUGCUUAUAAUGAACUAGUUUUACAUAUUGUUGAUUUAUGUAAGCCAACAUUGUACAUGGUUAGGGUUGAUGUUCAUACAAAUUGGUGUAUUGUGUAUUGUAAGUGGUAGAGUUGAGCCUAUCACUUCUCGCAGUCCACCGGCAAUUCUAGCUUUUGUAAUUGACAAUAAAUUACCAGCAGGCUUUGUUAAUCACCCACCCUGGGUCCUGGCAGUCCGAGGUCAUACCUCUAUCUUUUCCAUCCGACACAAUCAGUUCCCAAAUCCAUUCACACUCUUACUCUUAAAUACAUUCUUCUUAGUGCUUGAUAUUCCUCCAUCACCCUUAACCUAUCAUAUAACUAACCUCAAUGAGUGUCGAUAUUCCAUUGGCCUUCUCACUACACAUUCAUGCUAAUAAAUACAUUCAGUCUAAACAUAAAGAAAAACAAUAUGAGGUAUCUAAAAGAAUUAUAUACAGUAAAACAGUCCUGUUUUAAAUUCCACCUUCAUAAUUUCUAAACAGUCCGGUUUUCUCUAAAAAUCAGAACAGAGGACUCAUAGAUCCAUAUUGGGUGGCAUUCUUGUACGCUCUCUAUAUGGAGUUGGAAUGGCACCCUUCAAUUAAGUGGGACACAUUGAACAAACUUUCUCUACGUGCCAGACACAUACAACCUCAACCUUGCAUGACAUGUUCUUAAUUGGGUGAGGAUGACCUCUCUUCUAUGCAUCCCAUACUAUGAGGGCUACCUAUAGACUCUUGAUGUGAGAGCUUCUCCGCCAACACUGCUACUUUCUUUUAAUAAUUUUUUAAAAUGUAUUUUUAAUGUCAGAAGGCCGGAUCGCAAUGGUCAGGUCCAUUUGACUGGUUUUCUUCUUACUUGAGGAAUACCCUGCAUUGUUAUGGUUGAUUAAAAAAACAUACCUGCUGUA
Messenger RNA from Cimex lectularius (bed bug), 3511 nucleotides. Its product is annotated as organic cation transporter protein. The record is from RefSeq and is a predicted model, not a curated record. Gene Ontology annotation, cellular component: membrane. NCBI's taxonomy places the organism in Eukaryota, Metazoa, Arthropoda, Insecta, Hemiptera, Cimicidae. Gene Ontology annotation, biological process: transmembrane transport. The transcript has 12 exons. Gene Ontology annotation, molecular function: transmembrane transporter activity. The coding region runs from base 526 to 2163 and encodes 545 amino acids.